This is a messenger RNA of Orussus abietinus, 5552 nucleotides long. It is a transcript of the gene pyd, whose product is annotated as tight junction protein ZO-1. Gene Ontology annotation, molecular function: cell adhesion molecule binding. The transcript has 18 exons. The record is from RefSeq and is a predicted model, not a curated record. Lineage: Eukaryota; Metazoa; Arthropoda; Insecta; Hymenoptera; Orussidae. Gene Ontology annotation, biological process: cell-cell adhesion; protein localization to cell-cell junction; cell-cell junction organization. Gene Ontology annotation, cellular component: plasma membrane; bicellular tight junction. The coding region runs from base 372 to 4541 and encodes 1389 amino acids.
AUUCUAGUUUGCGUGGGAUAGUCCUUUUGCGGAAUUAAAUAGAGACUGUCGUGUGUUUCUUGUUAGAGGUCUGAGAGACUCUGUAUACAUACUUUACGUAUAUCUAGGUAUAUGUGUUAUGUACAGUAGACUUCCGUGUAACGUGCAUAAUGCGUCUCGUUAUUUGCCGCGUUCUCCGGGGAAUAGCGUUAUACCGGAGUAUGUACAUUUCUUUUUCCGAAACGAGAAGUCGGACCACCUAGAUGAACGUUAGGACGUCGGCUUGCGGAUCCCUGCGAGGUCUAAUCCGAUGAUCCGGUGGGUGGUGGGUGACGUGUCGCCCGUGUCGCGAUAAACCUCCGGAUCCGCCCCCGUUCCGGAAAGCGUCGCCGAUGCGACACGCGUGCGCCACUUGUCCACGUGCCCGGUUACGCACGUCCCGACGCUGCUCCAAGUGCGACCUAGUGGUUCCCCGUCCAUCGGCCAAAGUGGUGGCCGCGUCCCCGAGGAGGACCAUGAAGCUCUUCGGGAGGCUCUUCAGGGCGAAGGAGCGGCACCGCAAGCCGAAGAGGUCGAAGAAGUCCACCUCGAGCAAGAGGUCUGCCCCGAGGAGUCGCUCCAAUCGGGUACCGAGAGACGACUUCCUCUUCGGGGAUCCCGUCGGUACCACGAAGAGGCUCAGGCGGAGACACAGGGUGGGCGACAGGGGAUGGGAGGUGCACCACGUGACGGUGACCAGGGUGCCCGGAUAUGGAUUCGGUAUCGCCGUUUCCGGAGGUCGAGACAACCCUCACUUCACCAACGGGGACCCCGCGAUCGCCAUCUCCGAUGUGCUGAAGGCGGGACCAGCGGAGGGAAAACUGCAAGUGAACGACCGCAUCAUCUCCGCUAAUGGGGUGUCCCUGGAGGGCGCCGAUUACGGGGCUGCUGUCCGGGUCCUGCGGGAUUCCGGGUCCACGGUCCUCCUGGUGGUGAAGAGGAGAGCCGCCACGAGUUCCUCGGGGUCACCUGGAAACGCCGUCCCGCAGAGCCAUCGACUUACCUUGACCAGGAGCAGCAAGAAAGACGAUUUCGGGAUUGUCCUGGGAUGUCGCCUGUACGUUCGAGAGGUGACCAGGGAAGGGACGGGGGUGAAGCCAGGGGACUCCUUGACGCGCAUCGGCGGGGUGGCCGCGGAUAACAUGAGCCUGAAGGAGGCCAGGAAGCUAAUGGACCAGUGCAAGGAUCGAUUGUCGAUAGUCGUUACCAGAGAUCCUCCUGGGUCCCUUGGGAGUUGCCAUGCUCGACAGCCCAGCAAGGGCGACAGUGGCGAGUUCCUUUCGGGAGCAAGUUAUAGUAGUCAGAAUUUGUACGUGCCUCCACCUACGAGGCAACCUCCCGAAGAUAAAAACAACCUCGCUCCUAGAGGAAGGUCUCGAGGACCCUUGAUGGACGUGUCCUUGAGCCAGCUGGACCUGCCGGCUACCCCGACGGUGGAUCCUCCCAGACCUCCCCCACCUAGACCGGAAGAUUACUACAGCUCCAGAAGGCAGCUCUACGACGAGGACCCCCUCAUCCAGCGGACGAAACAACCCAUGCCGGAUCCUAGGUUCAUCACGUUCCAGAAAGAGGGAUCCGUCGGAGUCCGGCUAACCGGAGGAAACGAGACCGGAGUCUUCGUUACCGCGGUUCAGCCUGGAAGUCCUGCUUCUCUUCAGGGUCUGCAACCGGGGGACAAGAUCCUUAAAGUCAAUGACAUGGACAUGAAAGGGGUGACGAGGGAGGAAGCCGUUCUCUUUCUUCUGAGUCUUCAGGAACAGAUCGACCUCAUCGUGCAGCACAGAAGGCAGGAGUACGACCAGAUCGUCGCAUCUGGCAGGGGUGAUUCCUUUCACAUAAAGACGCACUUCCAUUACGAGCAACCGGAGAAGGGGGAAAUGAGCUUUCGCAGUGGAGACGUCUUUCACGUGGUCGAUACCCUGCACAACGGGGUCGUCGGCUCCUGGCAGGUUUUCAGGAUCGGGAGGAACAAUCAGGAGGUGCAGAAGGGUAUUAUUCCGAACAAAGCUCGUGCCGAAGAAUUGGCGACUGCCCAAUUCAACGCGACCAAGAAGGAGUUGAGUGCCAGCGAGAGCAGGGGGAGCUUCUUCAGGAGGAGAAGAGGUAGCCAUCGAAGGUCCAAGUCCUUGGGCAGGGACCAUUGGGACGACGUCGUGUUCUCCGACAGCGUCAGCAAGUUUCCGGCUUACGAGCGUGUCGUUCUUCGACAUCCGGGCUUCGUGAGACCCGUAGUUCUCUUCGGCCCCGUCGCCGACCUCGCCAGGGAGAAGCUCUUGAAAGACUUCCCGGACAAAUUCACCUCUCCGCAGAUGGAGAGUCAGCUGGAGGAGGGCGGCGGUAAGAGCACCAAAUCUUCGGGAAUCAUCCGAUUAAGCGCCAUCCGCGAAGUCAUGGACAGGGGAAAGCAUGCUCUCCUGGACAUAACACCCAACGCCGUGGACCGACUGAAUUACGCCCAGUUCUACCCCAUCGUCAUCUUCCUCAAGGCGGAGACCAAGCAGGUGAUCAAGGAGAUGCGAGCGGGCAUUCCCAAGUCGGCGCACAAGAGCAGUAAAAAAUUGCUGGAGCAGUGCCAGAAGCUCGACAAGAUCUGGGGCCACAUCUUCAGCGCUGUGAUCACCUUGACCGCGCCCGAGGCUUGGUACAGGAAGCUCAGAGAGCUCAUCGACCGCCAGCAGCAGGGUUCCCUGUGGAUGAGUCAGACCAAGCCGGAAGAGGCCCUCUCGGAUGACUUCCUCUUCCCGAUGACUUCACGCCUCUCCUACGCCUCCUCCCCGGAGAGUGACCUGGAGUUAAGCCCCGCACCCCCCAUUCCCGGCGCCCUGGGACCACCGUCGCGUCUGAAGAGCAGCUCCGACCCCAGCAUCGCGACGCAGGACGACACGGCCGCUCCACCGCCCUACACCACAAAUUACCAGGCUUUCGAGCAACACAAGAGGAGGUCUCAAGGCGGUGCCGGGGAUAGUAAAUAUGGAUUCUCCCUUACGGGACAGACGGCGGACCAGCCGGGACCACCCCAGUACCCUGGGGGACCCAUCCAACCUAGAUCUCCUCAUCAAGGUCCUCCGGAUCUGCCGCCCAGGGUGGACCGCAACGCCAAGCCUCCCGGUCAGCUUCCCAGGGGCCCGGGUGGCCGAUCGGCUCAGGAGAGGCUCGCCAAUAAGACUGAUUCCGUGCUGGACGUGGCCAACUAUAUUAACGCCACGCCCCACAGGGCUAACGCGACGUCUUCCUUGGAGAGGACGCAGCCGAAAGCGGGUAGCUACGACAGCAUGUCCUCCUACGAUUCGUACAACAACGCGAACGGGAGCGCCAACUAUACCGGGGUCAACAUGAACGCUUCUCCCGGAAGGCUGGGACCGAACGUUCCGGACGACCUGAAGAGCGGAGGGAUCCCUAUUUCUCCCAGGGCUCAUGAUCCCUAUAGGUUCACCAGGUCCACCGCCCAGCCGAUCCCGGCGAACGUCCAGGAGACCCAGGCCAGGACGGACUAUGCCAAGUACAGCCGCACCGGGGACUACAAGUCCGUUCCGACCCCCCAGGGCAAACCGGGAGGUACCUACAAGCCGGUACCACCCCCGAAGCCGAAGAACUACCGGCCUCCUCAGCAGCCCGUUCUUCAGGACGAGACCAACGGGGGGAACCUGUACCAGCACGCCAAGAGCUACUCCAUCCCGACGAUGCACGUCCACAAUGGGGCGGAGAACGGAGGCAACGCGCAGCGGAACAGCGGUCAGUACUAUUACAACGUGCCUCCACCGAGUCGCAACGGCGUAGGGGGCGAGAGCUACCCCAACGCUAACCACGGCUACAGUCAUAGUCAUGGUUUGAGCCACACUCACGCCCAUUCCAGCCCCCCCAUGACGACUCACUCCCACGGGAACGGCGCAGGCCAUGGACAUGGUCGCACCAACUCGGCCCACAAUGGCCACGGCCAUGGACACGGCCAUGGUCACGGGCAGGGUCAAGGCCACGGCCACCCUGCAGGCCCUGGAAACGGGACUUCCGGUCACAACAGGGAGCCCAGUGGGCUCGACCUGGCCGGCAGCAGGGAACAACGUGGCAGUGCAUUCGAGCUUUAUCGCAAGCCCUUGCACCAACACAACAUCAGGACCGUCGGUACGGUGAGGGGGGUCUUCUCUAGCGAUGGCGGUGUCCUGGAGGGGCCUGGGGGCGUCACGCUCACGGUGCCCCCCGGCGCUCUGCCCCCGGAUGCUCGCCAGGAGAUCUACUUCUCCGUUACCGGGACCAGCGACCCCGACCCUGACCGACCCUCGCCCUCGGCCGCUUCGCCGCCCAUGCACCACGGUGAGUUCCUGCUGAGUCCUCUGGUGGAGUGCGGGCCCCGGGGCCUCGAGUUCAGGAAUCCCGUGGAGCUGAGGAUACCCCACAGGGCGACCCCGGCUCAUCGGCUGGCCCUGAAGGCCACCGACUCGGAAGAUCGCACCGACACGGGCUGGCUCGACGUCAAACUACCGGAGCCCACUUCCGACCACGUGAUCGUAAGGCUGGACCACUUCUGAAACAGGAUCUCCGGGCGAGGAACUCGUCGCCGGGACCUCGGGAUACCGAGGUCUCCCGGAGACGACGAUCGCUCGCUCCAUGAGGCGGGAGCAUGGCUAAACUACCAAAUGACCGAUCGCGGGGAACGUCUUAUCACGUAGACACUUAGGUAAUCAUUACCUCGUUUAAGGAGACAUUAAGGAGGAACCGCGGUUCGCGAGAUUUUCACGUAACUCUCUUCGACGACUCGGCGCUCUCAAUUUCUCUUCCUCUUUCUUCUCCUCUCCCUGUGUUCCUUUCUUCUUUUAUUUUCGCGAACCCGUUCUCGCGCCCAGCACCACUGCCAGCUUCGGAUAAUUUCAUUUGUUUGUUUUUCCCCUCCCUUUUUUUUUUUUAAUCUCUCGUCCUUCUCUCGCGGGAACAUCCGCGUUCGAGAUUAAGUUGCGUCGACGUUUCCUCUGUUAAGCUACCGAGUGUAAGUAUCGCGUAACGAGUCUUUCAUUAUGUUUUUUUUUCUUUUUUUUUUGUUUUCAAUUAAUCCUGGACGAUCCUUCCUCGAGGGCUUCGCUCCGAGCUGGUGACCUCCGAUCGGCCGAUUAAGGAUGGCGAAUAUCCGGCGAUUGCCGGCCGCUGCUCGAAUUAAUUCGUGAUCUAUUGUUUGUUUUUUGUUUUCGGUCAUCUUAGUCAGACUAGUUUCAGUGAUAAUUUCGAGAUUACCUUUGUAUUCCGCGGCGGGGGGUCUCAGGAUCUCUAUUUGCCGUCCGUGGUCGCCGAGAGCUUAGAUCAUACCUCUCGUUACUCCCGACGAGUCCUUGCGCAUGGCAAGCUACGUCGACCGCAAGUUGUUUUAUUUAUGCGAGAGCGGCAUAAGUAACGACGUUUCGUUAAUCCUAAGAAUACCUAUAAAGAAUCUGUGCUAUACUAUACAUAUAUAACAGAGCUCAAUUGUUAACUGCGAAGUAUGAUAUAAAUAUGUAAGACGCGAGUGUUGAAUUUCCAUAUAUUGUCAUAAAAUAAAUGAUUACAAAGUU